Molecule: messenger RNA, 959 nt
Organism: Nyctereutes procyonoides (raccoon dog)
Lineage: Eukaryota; Metazoa; Chordata; Mammalia; Carnivora; Canidae
Gene: CINP
Product: cyclin dependent kinase 2 interacting protein
Exons: 5
Coding region: 79-717 (212 amino acids)
Source: RefSeq, a predicted model, not a curated record
CGGAGCGGAAGCACGUCAGCGCGCUUCCGGCGGGCGUGGGCGGGGCUUCGCGCUCCUUCCCGGGAUACCUGCGGACGCAUGGCAGCAAACACUCUUGGAGGAACAACGCCCAGAAAACCUGUCUUAUCUGUCAGUGCGAGAAAAAUUAAGGACAAUGCCGCUGAUUGGCAUAAUUUAAUCCUGAAAUGGGAAACCCUUAAUGACACAGGUUUUGCUACCGCAAAUAAAAUUGCCAACCUGAAAAUCAGUUUAUGGAGUGAAGACAAGACAGAGUUACAGAGCAGCAGCCCGACUUCCAGGGAAGAUGCGGACAAGAGGCUUCCAGAAUAUAGCAAGGAGCUGGAGGCACUGUGUGAGGAGCUGCAGACCACCUACGAUGCUUUGGCCAAAAUCCAGAUGAAAAUGGAAAAGCUGUCUUCGACCACCAAGGGGGUUUGUGAGCUAGAGGACUACCAUUACAGGGACGGGAGGCAUCGCCCUCCCCUGUUUCACACAUGGCCCACAGCCUAUUUCUAUGAGGUUUCCCGAAAGCUCUCCGACAUGUACCAGAAGGAGCUUCUCCUGAAGCGCACGGUCAUUGAGGAGCUGGCUCACACCACGGACCACGACCUCACCCUGAGCUACUUGUCCAUGUGGCUGCACCAGCCCUACGUGGAGACCAGCAGCAGGCUGCUUCUGGAAAGCAUGCUGCUCGAAACGGGGCACCGAGCCCUGUGACCUCCCAGCUCUGGACCGCUGGCUGCUUCUGUGGCUCCCGUGGUGGUCCUGUAAGACCCGGGGCUGGGGCAUGGCCACCCGCAGACCUUGGCACCUUCCAGGCUGGGUCACUUCAGCAGCUCCCUGUCGCCUCUCCAGGCGGCGUGCUGCUGGGAGUGUCUGCCACGCAACGUCAUCGGCGCCUAUCAUGAAUCUGUCACCCAAAAGGACUUCUACGUGAAAUAAAUGAGUGCUCAACAGAA